Messenger RNA from Podarcis lilfordi (Lilford's wall lizard), 1600 nucleotides. The record is from the annotation of a GenBank genome assembly. NCBI's taxonomy places the organism in Eukaryota, Metazoa, Chordata, Lepidosauria, Squamata, Lacertidae.
AUGAGAAAGAUUCACUCAAGGGUUCCACAUGUGGAUGAAGGGUUAAACCAGCUCCUCUCUUCCACCUACAACAGAUUUUUCAACAAAUGUUCCACCAUGAACUCUUUCUUCAGUCUCUCAGUGUUCCUCUCCCUGAUACUUCUACUGGCUGAUCCAGGUAAGAUAUGCAUGUGUCAGGGUCUGGCAGGAUGAAAAAGAUUGCUGGGAACCUGCCUCUCAAUAGCCCCCCAGGGAGGGUUCCAAAUAUGACAUCUUAGAGCCCAGAGCCUGGUGGUGGGACACUGAGGAUGAGUCAGCAGAGGGGACAAGCAGGAGACUUGAGCAGUCAAGGGGGGUCAGGAGAAGGAGGGUCUUCCAGGACAGGAUUAGAAGCUGAGAGUCACAGCAUGCACACAGACUCUCUCAGUCCUGCUGACUCUCUGACUCUCCUCCUACUCUGACCCACUGCUUGAAGCAAUGAGCCAGAUGAGUGCAGAGAAAGAGCUCACCCCCCUCAAUGCAACCUUCACCUGCUUGGUAGGAUCCAGAGUGAGAAGCUAGAGGGGAAAGGCAUACAUAGAGCUUAGUUUCAGCAAUGCCUUCAUUGAGUUACGACGAACCAGGGACACUGCUGUAUUGUUGUUUUCCGCUAAUAAAACACUAAUUGCAUCCCGUGCUUUCUCUGUGUGCGCCUGCCCUGUGGAUGACAUGGCUCAUUGAGAGCUCCUUGACAGCAUGGAAUGAUGGACUUAUGGGGGUAGAUGAUUCAGAGACAUGUAAAUAAUAAAUAAAUAAAUAAAUAAAUAAAUAAAUAAAUAGGACUGGUACAGCAGGAAGAUGACCAAAUUCUUUAGUAGACGUCUGAAGGCAGCCCUGUUUUGGGAAGCUUUUAAUGUUUAACAGACCACUGUAUUUUAAUACUUUGUUGGAAGCUGCCCAGAGUGGCUGGGGAAACCCAGCCAGAUGGGUGGGGUAUGAAUAAAUUAUUAUUAUUAUUAUUAUUAUUAUUAUUAUUACCCAACCCUUUGGAACCCUGAACAUACAAAUUCACCCAAAGUCUUUCUUCAUUUCUGCAAGGUACACACACACACACACAAACAGAGAGAGAGAGAGAGAGAGAGAGAGAGAGAGAGAGAGAAACCAAUAUCUGGAGCAUUCACUUCUGUUUUCUUGGUGGAAGAAGGUGCUGCUUAACACCAUUGCUGAUUGAGGACCAUCAGGGUCCUCAAAUAUAUGAAAUUCCCUCCUCCCCCUCCUCCCCAACAUUCAAGUGAAUGUGAGUAACAGGCCACUGUAGAUCUUCAUCACUUAAAACAGAGGAGGUCAGGGACUGACCAGCUGGGGCAAAACCCACCAGGACAUUGGAAACAUCACCUGAAUGCAUGUAUGGAUCCCCAUUCAUGGGCCAGGCUUCAUGUCUUCUGGCAAAUGUGUAGCAUGCCUACUCAGAAAUCAUUUGUCAUAUUUGUUGCUUUCUACAGGAUUCUCUACCAUUACGAAUGAAAAGCACUGCUAUCAAGCCAAAGGACAAUGCAAACCACGUGAAUGUGAUUGGCCCUCUAGUUAUUAUGGAGGAAUGUGUCAUAUGUAUACAAUAGUCUGUUGUCUACCCACAAAGUAG